Trichoplax adhaerens is the source of this 1887-nucleotide messenger RNA. RefSeq lists its product as uncharacterized. Gene Ontology annotation, cellular component: cytoplasm. The coding region runs from base 1 to 1887 and encodes 628 amino acids. Lineage: Eukaryota; Metazoa; Placozoa; Uniplacotomia; Trichoplacea; Trichoplacidae. Gene Ontology annotation, molecular function: protein binding. The transcript is spliced from 16 exons. The record is from RefSeq and is a predicted model, not a curated record.
AUGGCUCAAAACUGUGAAAAGGCCAGUAAGGAAUUCCCAUUACAUUGGCUCAUUUGGAAUAAUCGUGUAGCUGAAUUACAAGAAAUGUUAUGCAAAGGAGAGCAUGAACAUGAAAAACUCGACAAACAUGGGCGAACACCAUUACAUCUUGCAAUUGCAUUAGGUCAUGAAGAUUGCGUGCGCGUAUUACUCGAAGCUAAUUGUAGCGCCAGUGCCCUCAAUGCUAUGAAAUGGACGGGACCAGUAAUUCAGCACAAUUAUCGUUUCUUUACGUUAGCACUACAAGAAGCGGUUUGUCUGGGUAAACCCAAUAUCUUGAAAAUGGUGCUUAAGUACCGUGAUCGACAACAAAUUUCUAGUAGGGUAGCUGCAAUCCCAGAGUUACUAGAUAUGUUGCAGACUUAUCUAUUAAUUUUAGUUCCCCUGAUUUCUAGAGCCUUUCCAAACGAUGUAUGCAAGAUUUGGAAAAAAGGUGCGUUUCUUCGAGUAGAUACAACGUUGCUAAGCCUAGACGAAAAUAUUGGUAAAACAGGAAAUAGAAGUAUUAUUUUUAAAGCCGCUGAUAAUGGUGCUGAAAUCAUAGAAGUAGAUCAUGAAAAGCGUAAAGCUUGUUCGGAAACAAUCAGUCUUGACGAAAUUGGUAGACGUUUAGGAUCGGAACCCUCAUCGGAGCUAGUAUUUGAACGAUUGAGGAUGCCUGUCACAUCUACUAUCAUCAAUAUUGAUAACAUUGAAUUCUCAAGGCAAAAAAGUGGAAUUUGGGGAUGGAGAACGGACAGAACUGAAGCUGUUAACAAUUAUGAAGCAAAAGUAUACAAUGUUUCAAACGUAGUCGUUAUCGCUAGGACCCGAUAUGAACACCUUUCUGAAGAAGAUAAAGAACGCAAUAAAACUGAAGGUCGAUCGUUUUUUCAUUCCUUGAUGGGUGCCAUUGAACAACACUCGAACGAGAAAGAUAAGACUGAUGCAGUUCCGGAAACGAUUCAGCAAGAUAAACGAGAGGAUAGUUCUGAAAUCGAACAGGCGGAUCUGAAAUCGUUAUCAUCUCAAGAUUAUUUUUACCCUACAGAAGAAACUAAAAAGCAAGAUAUUGGUCGUCCAAAGGAGAUGUCUGUAAAAGAACAGCGACUUAAAGCAUCUUUAUGGCUUUGUGAUGACUAUUAUUUAUCAUUACAAGAGCAAGUGUUACCAAUUAUAAAUUUGAUGGCAAUCAGUAAUCCUCACUUUCAAAAAUUACGCGAUUUUAUCUCUAUGCAACUUCCAUCUGGAUUUCCUAUCAAGAUUGAAAUCCCUCUGUAUCAUAUCCUUAAUGCGCGCAUAACUUUCGCGAACCUGAACGGCGAAAACGAGGCCGUCCAAGGACUAUCUCCGUUGGAAGCUAAGCUAGACACUACCGAUGACGUUAAGCAAAAGAACUAUUUAAUUGAUGAUUCUUGCUUUGACAUUCCGAGCAGUUACUCUAAAGUACUGCAAAGAGAAAGCAAUAACUUCGGAGCUGAUGAGGAAGAUAUGCUAUUGCAAUAUGCUUUGCAGAAAAGCUUAAGCGAUCGGCAAUUAGAAGAAAGCUCAGAAACUACAGCAAUAGGAGAUGAGUUUGUAUAUAGACCGUAUCGGUAUGAAAUGAACGAAAACAAUGAUGCUGAAUUAUCAUGGGCAAUUGAAGAGAGUCUUCGAGCUACUCGAACCAACGAUGCUAAUGUUAAUGUUCAAGAUCCAGAAAUGGCUGACCCAGUAAUGGAUACUUUUGUCACAGCUAACAAUUUCGACGAUCAAUUGAAAAUGGCUAUGCAGCUAUCUACUCAAGUAGCUAAUGAAGAUAGUAGUAGACGUAUUAAAGAGGAAGAGGAAUUGCGUGUUGCGUUAGAACUAUCUUUAUUAGAAAAGUGA